AGGAUGUCGCGAGACCGCCCACGCCUGUGGAGAACAAACGCGACAGUCGUCAUCUCCCAGAAGUCGUCUGCUUCUCCGACACUCCUAUUCCGACAGAAGCAAACGUAAUCGACAACAGCGAAGGAAGUCUAAAACGCAACGCCAGCAAACGAAUCACCUUUAUGCAAACAGGACUAGACUUCGGAAGUGCAGUCGACCUCCACUCCUCAAGCUCAGCGAACAGCGCCGAGCCUUCACCAGGCUUCCCAAACUCGGAGCUACAGCUACCGCCAGUAGAAUACCAAAACACACCUGCCCAGCCACGACAGAGCUUCCAAUACUCUCCUCAACCACGACAAAGCUUUCAGUCUUCUCUACAACCACGCCAAAGCUUUCAGUAUAGCCCUCAGCCACGACACAGCUUCCAGUACUCUCCACAACCUCGCGUCAGCUUUCAGGGCAAUGCGCAGCCAUAUUAUCAAGGCACGCCGCCGUCGUACAGAACGCCGUCACCCAUCCCUGUCUACUUGGAACUUCACCGGUAUAAUUCUGUGCAAUGAAGCGGCCGACUGGAGUCUGGACUUCCUCUUUUCAAAAGAUACCCCGCCAUAUACAUACCCAGAGAUUCAACUAAACUAUAUAUGAAGGGAAAUGUAGCACACUUUGUUUUGCAAAUUCCAUCUGUAAUGUAGGCAGCAGUGUGUUUCAUCUUGAAUGAAGAAGAAUUCCUAAUUUAU
This is a messenger RNA of Pseudocercospora fijiensis CIRAD86, 716 nucleotides long. RefSeq lists its product as uncharacterized. The transcript has a single exon. Bases 162 to 539 code for a protein of 125 amino acids. Lineage: Eukaryota; Fungi; Ascomycota; Dothideomycetes; Mycosphaerellales; Mycosphaerellaceae. The record is from RefSeq and is a predicted model, not a curated record.